UGGCCUCCAGCAUUCACGCCUACCAAGUUUUAGUUGCGCGUCUACAAGCUUAAGCUCACAUUACCAACAUACAUCCCUACCUUAUAUAUAUAUUUAUAUGUGUGUGUAUAUAUAACUUUUGUUGAGUUGGUGUGCUUUUCGUGUUCUUGUUUAUACUAUAUAUCUUUUAUCCUUUUUCAAUCUUAAUACUGGUGGGGAGAUGUGAACAGCAGUGCCACAGCAGUGCUGUUUCGAUACUACGCGGGACUUUAGCACACCAACACCUCCACGCGCUUCUGAGCGUGAGGGAGGUGUGGGGGUGAGCCACGAAGGAGGUGUCAAUCCUAGCGCUGCUCAGUGACCAUCGCGGCGCCACCCAAGUAACACCUUAGUCUGUACGCGGCCACAAACGGUCUCUACUUUUCGUGUUUAUAAAUACAACUAUGCAAAACGAUCACAAUAUUUUACAUCGAUAUAUGUACUGUGUUUUUUUAUCAAAUAAUAUUUUUUUAUUUUCAUUGCAUAUCAAAUAUUAAUUGGAAAAAGUGAAUAAAACGAAGAAAAAAAAAAUUUUUUUUUUUUUUUAUUUAAAAAGAUAUUUUGAGUCAUUGCUACUUGACUGUUUUUUAUUAUUUUUAUUCGAUUCUGUUUUUUUUUUUUUUUAAUUUAUUCAAUUUUUUUUUUGAUUUUCAUUUGUUGAUUGGUUUUUUUUUGUUUGUAAUAAUUGAGUGUGGACAAAGUGUAGUUUGUUUUGAGAAAAAAAAAAAAUAUUAAAAAAAAACGUGAAGAAUUGUGAGAUAAUUGGUUCGAUACUUAUUGGUUGGUGGGAGAAAAGAGAAAAACGUUGAUCUCAAAUAUUGUCUACCCUUGGUUAAAAUUGCCGGGGGUUCUUUUCUCUUUUGAGCUUCGAUUUACACGAUGAGCGUGUCAGUGCGACAAACCGUCGCCAGCCGUCGGACGCUAGUGACUCAGCAUUGAGUUUUAGCAUCUUAUUUUUCUAUUUUUUUUUUUUAUUUUUUCAUUUUCAAAGCUUUUUGAGUUUAAAAUCUGACCACGCGACAAUAGCCGUGAAGAGUAGUGUUUACCUGGAAAGCGAGAAGCAUAAGAGGAUUUCAAGUGUCUUACAACAACUCUCUAUUAUUCACUAAAUUUAUAACUGAAAAAAAAGCCGAAAAAAACGGAUAUUUUGUUGGCUAAAAAAAUUCAUUAAUAAAUAAAUUUAUCAAGAGUGAAAUAAUAAUAAAAGUGAAUAUUAUAAAUUGUUUUUUUUUCUCUCCAAUUUUCUCUACGUGUCUUCCAAUUCGACUUGAGAUUCCAUUAUAACAUUUUGACAAAAAAUAUUAACAUCCAAAUGUUAAAUAUAAAAAAAAUAUAAUUUGUGACAAAAUACAGUGUUGUGAAGUGACAGCAAUAUAAAAAAUAAAAUAGUGUUUUGAAAAAAAAAUUGUUGACAUGACGUUUGAGACGUCAAAAUUUGAGGAAUCUUCAAAAAAUAAACUGUGCUAAAACGCACAUAAAAAAAGCAAAAAAAAUAUUAUAAUUUUCCAAAUAAUAUAUUUAAAAAAAAAAAAAAAAUUAAGAGCACGAACAAAAACUAUAAUUUAAUAAUUAAAUUGUGAGUCACUCGAAGAGCUAAUCUCGCAGGACUUUGUUAAAAAGUUAUCUAAUCUCGAUGAGAUUCGAACAAGAGACGUCGUGCAGGGGUACCCACUGCGCCAGUACACCGUUACAGGCACCUCAGCACAUAUUACAAAAAAUUGAAUUAAAUAAUAAAACGGUAGAAGAAGUGGCGAUCGAGGAGACAUUAUUAUCCACUCGUGAUAAUCAUCAACACGGUGGUUAUUUAUACAACAAUAAUCAUCAUAAUUAUUCACCAAAUAAUACCAAUAAUCAAUCAAUUAUACGUCAAUUUGAAUAUAAUACUGAUAAAUUAAAUUUUGAGGGUGGAAAAACGGGUCAUCGAGGGGUGGCGGGGGGGCCUGGGAUGGCGUACCCCGCACCAGCAUCAGCACCAACAAUUAAUCAACACUCGCCAUUUACAUUAAACAAUAAUAAUAAUAAUACAAAUAGUAAUAGUAAUAAUAAUAGUACAACGAGUAAUACAACUGGUAACGGUCAUAUUGGUACAAGUCAUUUACCGGCACCGGCGGCACCGAGGCCAACUGAUUUUAGUGUAUCCUCGUUGUUGACCGCUGCCAAUAAUAAUAAUAAUAAUAAUAAUAGCAAUAAUAAUACACAUACAUCACAUAUUGGUGGUUCAUCGUCACAAGGCAGUGCAUCACCACCACCCGGUGGACCAGGUAGUCCAUCAGCAGCACCUGAUACACCACCACCAUCACAUAAUAAUAAUAAUAAUCAACGUGAUCAUUUAUUACAUGCAUCAUCUGCUGAAGCAGCAGCUGCUAAUUAUUUUAACGCAUUGGCUGCUGCUGGUUUUUGUAAUCCACAUUUACAUCAAAAUUCAACGCCUGGACAAAAUCAUCAUUUAUCAGGAAAAAAUUUACUAAGUCCACAUCAUCAUCAACAAUUUAAUUUACACGGUAUAACACCUCAAGGUCUUGGUCUUGGUCCACACACACCAGAAGAAGCAAACGCUGCCGUCCUGGCAGCAGCAGCAGCAGCUUUACAUCAUCACCAUCAGGGUGGCCCAGGUGGUCCAACAAUGAGACCACUUAGGUUACCUUUGCCUCCGGGUAUGAUGCAUUCGUCACCACUACCAUUGCCUCAUCAUCCAUUGGCAGCACCACAUCAUCUUGUACCACCUCAUCAUCCUGAGGAAGAUGGUGUUGUUGAUGAUCCAAAAGUUACCCUUGAGGGCAAAGAGCUUUGGGAAAAAUUUCACAAACUUGGUACUGAGAUGGUCAUCACCAAAAGUGGCCGGCAGAUGUUUCCGCAGAUGAAGUUUCGUGUUUCCGGCCUAGAUGCCAAGGCCAAAUAUAUUUUAUUGUUGGAUAUUGUUGCUGCUGAUGACUACAGAUAUAAAUUUCACAACAGUAGAUGGAUGGUAGCUGGUAAAGCUGAUCCAGAAAUGCCUAAAAGAAUGUACAUACAUCCGGAUUCACCGAGUAGUGGUGAACAAUGGAUGCAGAAAGUCGUGAGCUUUCAUAAGCUUAAAUUAACCAACAACAUGAGCGACAAGCACGGCUAUGUAAGUACUACGAUAUUGAAUUCAAUGCACAAAUAUCAACCAAGGUUUCAUCUUGUUCGAGCAAACGAUGUACUCAAAUUGCCGUACUCGACAUUCAGAAGUUAUGUAUUUAAAGAGACGGAAUUUAUCGCCGUGACAGCCUACCAAAAUGAAAAGAUAACACAACUGAAGAUUGAUAAUAAUCCAUUCGCCAAAGGAUUUCGUGAUACUGGUGCUGGAAAGCGUGAAAAAAAACAGGCGCUGUUGACCGUGUCAGGAGGUGGUUCACGUUUGACAUCAGGCGCACCAGCCUCACCAGAAAAACGUAGGUCAUCAAAUUCAAUGAAUGACAUGCUUGACGACGAUGAUAAAUUACUUGAUGUUGUUGGACCGGAUACACCACAUCCUGUACAUCAUCAUCAUCAUCAUCAACAUCAUCAUCGUGAUCGUGAGCAUUCUAGAGAACGAGAUGAUAGAAUAAGUGAUCGUGGUGAAGGUAGUGAAUCAUCUGGUUCUGAAAGUGGUGGUGUACCUGGUGGUCCUGGUUCAGAGGGUCCAAGACCAGAUGUAUCAGUUGGUCCACCAGUAUUACAUCCUCCAUUAUUACCAUAUUUUUAUCCACCAGUACCUGGUCUUUAUCCUGGUCAUGGACCAAUGAUACCACCAAAUCCACUUGGUUUACAUGGUGGUGUUACACCAAGUAUGUUAUUAAAUGCCCAAUUAGCACUAGCAGCAUCACAACAUCCAGCAUUAUUUGGUCAUUAUCCACAUCCAUUAUCAAGUCCAUUACAUCAAUUAAAAGGACAUAGAUUUGCACCAUAUAGUUUACCAGCACCAUCACAUGGUUCAGCAUUUGAAACAGUUACACCUGGUAGUCGUACACUUAGUCCAAGAUCACCACCACCAAGACCACCAACUGGUUCACCAACACCAGGUACUAAUACAACAACUGGUGCAUCAACUGGUGAACUUAAAUCAAUUGAAAAUAUGGUUAAUGGUCUACAAGAACGUAGAAAUAUUAAAAGAAGAAGAAGUCCAAGUUUAACAUCAGCGCAUAGAAAUGACAUUGAUGGCAAUGGUGGUGGUGCUGGUGGAGGUGGUGGUGCGAGUCCGUGACAUAAUGUUUUUGUAAGUAGUACUAAACUUGAUACUGAAGAUGAAGAUCUUGAUGUUACGAGUGGUGAUGAAUUUGAUGAUCGAGGCUUUGAGCCAGACUCAACAUCUGAACCAUCGUAGCCAAUUAUUUUAUCAAAGUCUGUUGCCUUGCUGGGAUUCAAGAUAAAUUUUUAAAUUAAAAAAAAAUCUAAUAAUAAAAAUAAUAAUAAAUAUUAUAAUAAUUAUAAAAAAAAAAAUAAUAAUAAAUAAAAAAAUAAUCACAAAAGAAAAAAAAACAAAAAAAAAAAAAACAUGAAAAAUUAUAAAAAAAGAAAAAAAAAAAACAGGCAGAGUCAUAUAUUGUAUGUGAUCGAGAGGAUGUUGGAAUUAAUUUAUAAAGUGCAAUUUAAGAGAGAGAGAGAGUUAUAAUUAACUAUGAAGUUACAUUAUGGACAAAUUCGACAGUGUGUCGAUAUUAAAAAUUUUUUUUUAAGUAAAUCAACAAAAAAGGGUAGUGAUAAAAAUUCGCUAAAUUAAAUUUAGAAAAAAAAAAAAAAAAAAUCGCGUGUGACCUGUGUAAAUAGAUAUAAAGUGCCCCGAUUUUGUGUAAAAAUUGUUUCAAUAUAUUGUCACAAUUUGGUGGACACUAAUUUUUAUUAUGACAACGGCGGUGCCGGAGCCAUAACUACCCGCGACUAUUUGUAUAUUUUAUUUA
This is a messenger RNA of Aphidius gifuensis, 4916 nucleotides long. It is a transcript of the gene bi, whose product is annotated as optomotor-blind protein-like. Gene Ontology annotation, cellular component: nucleus. NCBI's taxonomy places the organism in Eukaryota, Metazoa, Arthropoda, Insecta, Hymenoptera, Braconidae. Bases 1652 to 4222 code for a protein of 856 amino acids. Gene Ontology annotation, biological process: positive regulation of DNA-templated transcription; cell fate specification; regulation of transcription by RNA polymerase II. Gene Ontology annotation, molecular function: DNA-binding transcription factor activity, RNA polymerase II-specific; RNA polymerase II cis-regulatory region sequence-specific DNA binding. The record is from RefSeq and is a predicted model, not a curated record. The transcript is spliced from 7 exons.